Messenger RNA from Etheostoma cragini (Arkansas darter), 7287 nucleotides. It is a transcript of the gene nup210, whose product is annotated as nucleoporin 210. Gene Ontology annotation, cellular component: nuclear pore. Bases 472 to 6132 code for a protein of 1886 amino acids. The record is from RefSeq and is a predicted model, not a curated record. The transcript is spliced from 40 exons. Lineage: Eukaryota; Metazoa; Chordata; Actinopteri; Perciformes; Percidae.
UACCUACUCCCGGCAUAUUGCUAAUGGCGGGUAUUUGUAUGAACCAUAGCUAGCUACGUAUUUUAAGCUAUUGUUGGCUAGCUAAAUGUUUACAUUGAUAUAGGUAAAACAGGGGGUUUCAAAUGAAUAGUCUCUGUGAGCUUUGAAGCAACUCCGAGGAUAAACUAAGCGAAGGACUUGAAAUAGAGGACCGUUAUGGGACAUCAACUGUUACCAUGUGCACAAUGUCUGUUAACUAACGUUAACGAAAGUGACACAAACGGAGCAGGAAGACGGCGUGUUUGAAAUAGCUUGAUGUUAAUUCACCUCAACGUCUUUCUCAGAGCCACGACUUCAAAACUACUGCACAAAUAACCUUAGUUAGGUAACUUAAUGGGACGGAGGAAGUUUAACUAGUACAGAACCUUAGCGUUCAUUAAUUCGACCGUUAGGUUCGCUGACAAUAAAUGUCCGCUCUCUCAUGAAACGGAAAUGACUUCGUUAAAAUUAUCAGUGUUGGCAUUGCCGUUAUUUAUAAUUGUCAUUCAAGUUAACGGUUCCUCGAAACUAAAUAUUCCCAAAGUGUUGCUACCGCUUGCUAGAAGUACACGAAUUAACUUCACAUUGGAAACUACUGAAGGUUGCUACAGAUGGUCUUCCACCAGACCAGAGGUAGCAAGCAUCCAGGCUGUGAAUGAGGAGAGUGGCAGUGGCUGCUCCCGGAGAGCUGUUCUCCAGGCUCUCUCCACCCAGCCCUCCAGACUGACCAGCAUCAUUCUGGCUGAAGAUGUUGUUACAGGACAGGUACUGCGUUGUGACGCCAUUGUCGACAUUGUCAGCGAGAUCCAGAUAGUGUCGACCACCAGAGAGCUACAUCUUGAGGACUCACCACUGGCACUCAAAAUUCAAGCACUGGACUCUGAAGGAAACACCUUCAGCACCCUUGCAGGUCUAGUUUUUGACUGGACCUUAGUGAAAGAUGUAGAUGUGAAUGGAUUCUCUGACUCUUACAAUUCAUUACGGGUACUAAAAUUCUCAGAAUCCACCUACACACCCCCUGGAUACAUAUCUGAAAUGGAACGAGUUGGGAAACAGGGUGAUAUUAUUUUGGUUUCAGGACUGAAAACAGGACAUGCUAAACUAAAGGCCAAAAUACAAGAGUCGUUGUAUAAGGAUGUGGGUGCUGCAGAGGUAAGACUGCUGAUUUUAGAGAACAUUCUGCUGAGUCCUGCACAUGACGUUUACUUGCUGGCGGGAACUUCCAUCCAAUACAAAGUCUUGAAGAUAAGACAGGGCUCCAUCACAGAGCUCUCUAUGCCUUGUGAUCAGUAUCAACUACACCUUCAGAACAGUGUGAUUGGCACUAAUGGAAACCCAAAUGUUGCUGUGGCCAGUCUGGAUCAAAGCACUUCCAGAGUUACAGCAACUCAACUUGGAUACAUCAACGUGGUGCUGGAUCAUAAGAGCCUUCGAAUGCAAGGAGUAUCUCGCCUACCCAACAGCACACUGUAUGUGGUUGAACCAGGCUACCUAGGUUUUAAAAUUCAUCCAGGAGACAGCUGGGUUCUCGAAACAGGCAGAGUAUACGAUAUCCUCAUCGAAGUCUUUGAUAAAUCCAGCAACAAAAUUUACCUCUCCGAUAAUGUCCGUAUUGGCACUGGUUUCCCCCUGGAGUACUUUGAACUCCUGGAGUCUUCUCUGAAUGGAUCAUAUCAUCGUGUCAAAGCACUCAAGGAAGGCCUAACUCUCAUUGAUGCUACCCUGAAAGCUGUUGUAGAUGAAAAUGGAAGGGUCCAUGCACUCGCCAACCCAGUCCACAAUGAACAGGAUGUAGAAAUCUAUAACCCUAUAGUUCUUAGUCCCAGUAUUCUGACAUUUCCAUGGCAGCCCAAGGUUGGAGCUUAUCAGUACACAAUAAAGGCGACAGGGGGUAGCGGAAAUUUCAGUUGGUCAUCCUCCAACACAGCUGUGGCCACAGUGACUGUGAAAGGAGUGAUGACAACAGUCAGUGACAUUGGCGUCAGUGUAAUUUAUGCUCAUGAUCUACGCAACCCACUACACUUUGGCCAGAUGAAGGUGUAUGUUGUUGAGCCUGUGGCCAUGGACUUUGCUCCUUGCCCAGUAGAGGCCAGGGUGGGCCUGGUUCUCGAUCUGCCCCUCAGGAUUUUUGGCCUCCUGGAGGAGGCGGAGAAACAGCGGGUCAUGCUGAGUGACUGCUCCCACUUUGACCUACAGGUUGAGCAGGAGAACCAUGGCGUCUUCCAACUACUAGACGGGAGGCUGGUUCCAGGCCAGGAGCACUGCAGUGGGGUGAGAGCCAAGGCCCUGGCCACUGGGUACACCAUACUAACUGUGAGCUACACCCACGGCAACGUUCACCUCAGUGCCAAGAUCACCAUCGCUGCCUAUCUUCCUCUUAGAGCGAUUGACCCUGUAUCUGUGGCCGUGGUGACUCUGGGCUCGUCAAAAGACAUGUUGUUUGAGGGCGGGCCACGACCUUGGGUUUUAGAGCCCUCUAAGUUCUUCUGCAACUUGAGCGCUGAGGAUGAGGCCAGUGUUCGCCUAACGCUGACCAGUCCCUCAUCUCACAACUAUAACCAGCACUGGGUCAGAGCAACCUGCAGGGCCCUGGGAGAGCAGGUGCUGGAGGUGAUGGUGGGUAACAAGGCCAGUGUGACCAAUCCUUAUCCUGCUGUGGAGCCGGCAGUGGUCAAGUUUGUAUGUGCCCCUCCGUCUCGCCUCACCCUGGUCCCAGUGUAUACCAGCCCACAGCUGGACCUGACCUGCCCGCUUCUGCAGCAGAACAAACAAGUGGUACCUGUUUCCAAUUACCACAAUCCCAUUUUGGAUUUGGCUGCUUUUGAUCAACAAGGAAGGAAGUUUGACAACUUCAGCUCUCUGAGCAUAUUGUGGGAAUCUACCAUGGUGUCACUGGCCAGUAUUGAACCCACUAUGCCCAUGGAGCUACAGCUGUUCCAGGAUGGCAACAAACAGAUGAAACUUCACGGACGGCAGACAGUUCUUGUCCAUCAUCAAACAGGCAUUGCUGCCAUCACAGUGACAGCUCUGGGUUACCAGGUUUUACAUCUCACUGCAGCCAAAGUUCCCAGUCCAUAUGACCCCAUGACCCCUGUCUCAGCCACCCUGGAGCUUCUAUUGGUCGAAGAUGUGAAAGUUUCUCCUGACACAGUUACCAUAUACAAUCACCCUGAUGUUCGGGCAAAUUUGGCCCUGCGAGAAGGAUCAGGGUACUUUUUUGUCAAUACCAGUGUUAAAGGGGUAGCGAACGUGGAAUUCCAGGAGGCCCAAGGAACAGCUCAGGUCUCUCCAGUCUACCCAGGGGAGGUGAAGGUGAUGGUUCAUGACCUUUGUCUGGCAUUUCCAGCCCCUGCCAUGGCCACUGUACGAAUUUCUGACAUCCUGGAGGUUUAUGUGAGAGUGGUUGACAAGGUGGAGAUUGGCCAAUCUGUGAGAGCUUAUGUCAGAGUCUUGGAUGAUAAUAAGAGGCCCUUCCCAGCCAGCUAUUUUCAUUUCAUGAAUCUUAAACUCAAAGCAGCUUCUGCGAUCGUCUCUCUUAAACGAUUAGCUGAGUCCACAGAAACAGAUACCGCUGUUUUUGUGGUGAAAGGUGCUUCUAUUGGUCAGACCACUCUCUCAGGUGUUGUUGUGGAUAAACACGGGAAAAAGAUUUCAUCUGCACCUCAGCAAAUUGAGGUAUUUCCACCGUUCAAACUCAUCCCAAGGAAAAUGACUCUGUUAAUUGGAGCAAUGAUGCAGAUCACAUCUGAGGGGGGCCCUCAGCCUCAGUCCAAUAUCCUUUUCUCUAUUUCCAAGGAGGAAAUAGCUUCUGUUAAUGGCAUGGGCCACGUCAGAGGUGUUACCAUUGGUAAUGUCACUGUGACUGGACUGGUCCAAGCUGUUGAUGCUGAGACUGGGAAACUAGUUGUUGUGUCUCAGGAUCAAGUAGAAAUUGAGGUUGUGCAAUUGACGGGCAUUCGAAUCAGAGCACCUAUCACAAGAAUGAAGACAAAGGCACAGAUGCCUGUAUAUGUGAUGGGUCUGACCAAUAGUCAAACACCCUUCUCCUUUGGCAAUGCUGUACCUGGCCUCACCUUCACCUGGUCCACCACCAAGCGAGACAUUCUCGAUGUUCAGCAAAGACACACUGAGGCUAACAUGGAGAUCCAGUCAGAGCACAAUUUUGGCAUGAGGGUGACUGGAAAAACGAGAGGGCGGACAGGGCUGAAGGUGGUGCUCAGAGUUACUGACCCCAAGGCUGGGCAGCUAGUGGGAAAUCUGCUGGAGCUCACGGAUGAGAUCCAGAUCCAGGUCUAUGACAAGCUGCAUAUGCUUAAGCCAGAAGUAGAGGCUGGGGAGUUACUGAUGGCUCCGAACUCAGCUCUCAAACUGCAAACUAGCAGGGAUGGUGUAGGCGCACUCUCUUAUCGAAUGCUGGAUUGCCCUGACCAGGUCGUUGUUGCUCAAGUGGAUGAUAAGGGCUCCCUCUUCUCUGGCUCUCUUACGGGCAUCUCCUCUCUGCUGAUCACCUCCCAAGAGACCUUUGGUGUCAAUCAAACUCUCAUCCUUGCUUUGAAGGUAGUACCUGUGUCCUACGUGCGCUUCAGUACCAGUCCAGUUCUCUACAUGCACACCAGAGAGAGCCUUAAAGCCUUCCCUCUGGGCAUAGUGCUCACCUUCACUGUCAACUUUCAUGCCAGCUCUGGAGAAGCCCUACACAGCUCCAACUCCCACCUUAUGUUUUCCACAAACAGAGAUGACCUGGUGCAAGUCGGGAUUGGGCCUGGUAACCACACUCUGACAGUGAGGACCAUCAAUGUAGGCUUUACUCUUCUUGCGGUGUGGGACAGUGAAAACGUGGGCGUGGCGGACUAUGUCCCACUACCUGUCGAGCACGCCAUUCAUCCACAUGAAGCCCACAGACUGGUGGUGGGGGAUGUGGUCUGCUUCACUGCACAGUUAACCAGCCCGGAUGGUGUUCAUGGUACUUGGAGCUCCUCAGCUAAUGGUGUUCUUCAGGUGGACUCUAAAAGUGGUGCAGCAGUAGCCAGAGACUCUGGCACAGUUACUGUGUACUACGAGAUACCUGGUGUUUUGAAAACAUACAGAGAGGUGGUAGUAGAAGCAACUACAAAGACGGCUGCUAUAGCGCAGGCUACACCUGUCAGGAUCGCCAAGGAAACAAAGGUCCUACUCACUACCAGAGGGAAAGGAACCAACCUCAUUGGAACCUGUUCCUCUGCCCAGGCUGAAGCUGUUUCUCUGCUGCAGCCAGAAACCUCUGUCAGCUGUCAUCUCAGCUUCACCAGUGAUGCCAUUGACUUCUCUGCUAAUGAUGUCUUCAAAACACACACAAGCUUUGACUCCAGCAUUGGCUCCUACACUUGCUCCAUAACCUUGCAGCCGAUGACUGACCAACAGACGCGUGUGCUCAGCAUGUCCAUGACCGACCUGCUGGUGAAGGCAGGCCUGGAGGGCAGUGCCUUCUCUGGGGAACAAGUCAGCACCAGCCUGCCCAUAGAGCCAGGCCUCUAUUCUGACCAGACCGAGCUGCUUCUCUCAAACCUGCACCCAUCAGCGGAACUCACCGUCUACGGCCCCACUGCUUCCCUGUCCAACAUGGAGGUGGUGUCUUCUUCUCCCAACAUUGCCGUCCAAGAGAAUGAGGUUCACCAUGGUUUCCCUAGUUUCUCUAAGUACACCAUCAGCGCUGUGGACCCCCAGACAGCGGCCUCUGCUUCCAUUUCCAUAAGCAGCACCUCCUGCGGACAGAGUAUUGUCAUCCCAGUCACUUUAAUUCAAGUGGCUGAUCCCAACGCUGCCAAGCUAGCUGCUGCAUCUCCAGUUGUUAACAUGGAGGGGGGCCACUCUCUGCACAGCUUCAUAAACAGCUACCAGAUGAUGUUCUUCACCCUGUUCGCUCUGCUGGCCGGGACAGCCAUCAUCAUCAUUGUCCUCCACACUGUGUUCAGCCCAAGGGAGCAAGCUUAUCACCCUGCCUUCAUCCAGAGGACACCACCACCCAUUUCAGCUUUAGACUCUCCAGUAGGAAAUUCCUUUAACCGUACGAUACCGAGGUUGGACCCAAACAGCAGCCCCAGGUCGCGUCUCUAUUCUCCAGACUACAAGUCCUGAUGAAGCUCUCAGCCCGGUCUCUGUUCUUCAAAAGUAAAACACCAGGGGCCAUUAAUGCAAAGUGAAUGUGCCUCUGUCCCUCAGUAUGAACGCUGUGGGAUCUGACUGCAGAAUCAGUUUCUCUCCGUUGUAUUGAUAAUACGGUGGUACAGAUUCCUAAAAGAAACUUAAUUUUCAGAAUAGCAGAUCAGUUAAGAGCUGCUGCGAGAUAACAGGGCUAUUUUUCUUUUAGCUUUUUUGUGUGGAAACAGAUCUAUAUUUAUGUGUGUUUUUUGCCAUGGAAAUAUCUAUAUUCAAAACCACUGUUAUUAACUGACAUCUUUUGCAGAGUGCUUAAAAAAUGUAAUAGUUUUUGCUUUAUAUAAGGUUGCUUUUUGUGUUUGUUCACCUAUUAUUUGUGUGCUACUUAUUACAUCUGACAUGUGAAAUUCAGUAUCUCAGGAGGAACCUUAUUUUUGUAUGAAGCAAAGCGAACAUUGACUUGAACAUUUUUAUUUUUAUGAGCAGGAAACGUCCUUUGUUUUGUUGUCGCUAAUAGAUGUUGUGAAAAUGCCGUCCACUGAAACGUCCUCCUCUAUGGUAUUUGAAAUGUGCAUAAUCCUAACCAGAAAAAAAGUUUUAUUUCUGUACUGUGCAUUUAACUUCCUCAUUAUUCAACAUGGCAGCAUGCAGCUCCUGUGCAUUUCAUUAAUGUGAAACCAUUAAAGAUUGUGAAUUCAGUUUUUUUUUUUUUUUUUUUUUUUUAAAUCCCGGUGUUGCUUUAGCACCGAAAGAAUCAAAUGUGAUCCGGUCUCAUUUCUGAAUAUGUAAUGUUUCUGUUCCAGUUUGUUUUUACCCUCCACAUAUCCAGGAGCAGGUUAAUGUGGCACUGUCAAAGUGCAGAGACAUAACAGUGUGAGUUUGUUUUAAUUAAAUAAGAUAUUUUUGUAUUUGAAGAAGAAAAUGUUGACAAGGAAUCGUAUUUAUGUUGGCUAGUGAAACUCAGUGUUGUAAGAGGAGUAUAUGUGACGAUCCAAUGGCUUCUGUGCUGCUGUUGUCAUUCAUGCCUUAUAAUCAUAUCUGAACAGCUUUCAGCACAUAAUGCAGACACGUUUCUUUGCUUGUGUGAACAUGCUCUUGCCUUUUGAUAAUUAAAGUUUGUACUUUUUACGUUCA